GGGACACACCACCGCUACCCCCCACCAAUGAGCACACCACAUCCCCUCCCAUCCAUUUAACUAGAAGCUGGAGCUCAUAACACCAUCAUAUCCAUGCAGAGCAGCAGACACUGCUCACACACUGAGGCUCUGACCACCUGAAGCCCUCACCUGUGCCCACAGGAAUACCGCAGGAGACCCCGUCUCUACUGCAUGGACUAUCUGCUCUGCUCUACACUUUGGUGGAUUUAACUUCAUUUGGCAUGGAAAGAAUCCCCAGUGCCCAGCCUCCCCCUGCUUGUCUGGAGAGAUCUACCUCCUUGUCUGGGAUGGAUUUUUCCCACAUGUAUCCGGUUUUCAAAAACAGGAAAGGUCUGAAGCGAUGCGAGGAUGGCAAGGAAACUUACAAGCUCCCUCACCGACUUAUUGAGAAAAAAAGACGCGAUAGGAUUAAUGAAUGUAUUUCCCAACUGAAAGACCUGCUGCCGGAGCACCUCAAGCUGACGACACUGGGACAUCUUGAGAAAGCUGUGGUCCUGGAACUGACCCUUAAACAUGUGCAGUCCUUAUCGAACCUGAUCGAGCAGCAACAGCAGCAGAUCCUAACACUUCAGAAGGGUGGGUCACCCCUAAGCAGCAAAUCCUCAGAAGAGAUGUUUCGCUCAGGGUUCCAGCUGUGUGCAGAAGAAGCUUUAAGAUUCCUGCAAGGAGGAGAGACGCGUGAACUUGUAGCUCAUCUUCAUCGCGUGGCCUCCGAUUUCAGCCACAGUCCCUCCAGAGUUGCCAAACUGGAUGAAAAACCCAGUCCUAAGGCUCAGGCCACCAACUGCGUCCCUGUGAUUUGCCGCGCUGCACCCCUCCAAUCCGGAGAGCAGAGUGGCACCGACACAGACACUGACAGUGGGUAUGGAGGAGAAGUGGAAAAGGCAGAUUCCCAUCAGGAACAAGGUGGCGUCAUUAAGGAAGACUCCUCUGGAUCCCCCACCCUAGACAGGGUCAUCAAGCAGGAACAUGAGGAAAUUCCAAAAAAGAGGCCCAGACUGGAGACCACAGAUGGUGACUCCAGAUUCUGCAACAAUGACCUUUCUUCAGUGGGGUCUUACCCUUCUCAUCCACCCUUUUGCUUCCCCUUUUAUUUGAUACCCCCUACACCCUCUGCCUAUUUGCCCAUGCUGGAAAAAUGUUGGUACCCAGGAUCUAUGCCUAUGUUGUAUCCCAACUUAUCCCAGUCCGGACUGCUGAGUCAGGAUAGCGUCCCCCAAGUUCACUCUCCAGCAAUGUCAUCCAUGGACUCCUCUGCCUUACUGCAAGCACUUAAACAGGUACCCACCGUGGGUGCAGACCCCAAAGACUGAGGAUGGAGGAGAAGAAAAAAAAACUCUGCUUGUACUACUAUUGCAAAAAACCAUUCUGGGCCCCCUUCCAGUAUGAGACUCCGCUAAAGAAACUGGGGUCCACCAGGAUGAAACUCUGAAUGGUGGCGACCACCUCUUUGGGAUGAGGACCCUUUGAGUGAACAUGGUAUUAAAGGUUGUCCACCAGGAAGAGAAGACAGUCUUGUGCCAAGGCUGUGGAAUUACAAGACGUGUGGCGGUAGCUUAGUCCAACAAAUGUGGCAGAACUGGGAGACGAUGGACAGGUCCGGCCCAUCCCGGUUAAACCAAGACCUUGAAAAUGUAAAGGAACCUUUUUGCAGCACUGAAGAUAAAAGGGCUUCAUGAACUUGUUCAGCGCCUACGACCUGCCAGCCCUUGCUUCACUUGCCCCACAGGAUGGGGAUGGAGGCUCCAGUACAUAGCACUUUAUAUUAGUAUAUUAGAUCUGCUUCCUCUCCUGCUGGAUUCUUGCCCAGUUUCCGGGCUUAAGGGGAGAAUGUCGUCAAGAAAUAAAAAAAAAGUUAUUUUUGAGAAAAAAAUAAAAUAAAAAGUUUAUUUGA
Molecule: messenger RNA, 1915 nt
Organism: Bufo gargarizans (Asiatic toad)
Lineage: Eukaryota; Metazoa; Chordata; Amphibia; Anura; Bufonidae
Gene: BHLHE40
Product: basic helix-loop-helix family member e40
Exons: 5
Coding region: 243-1334 (363 amino acids)
Biological process (GO): regulation of neurogenesis; circadian regulation of gene expression; regulation of transcription by RNA polymerase II
Cellular component (GO): nucleus
Molecular function (GO): RNA polymerase II cis-regulatory region sequence-specific DNA binding; protein dimerization activity; DNA-binding transcription factor activity, RNA polymerase II-specific
Source: RefSeq, a predicted model, not a curated record